This is a messenger RNA of Hibiscus syriacus, 1821 nucleotides long. Its product is annotated as homeobox-leucine zipper protein HDG1-like. Lineage: Eukaryota; Viridiplantae; Streptophyta; Magnoliopsida; Malvales; Malvaceae. The transcript has 5 exons. The record is from RefSeq and is a predicted model, not a curated record. The coding region runs from base 178 to 1758 and encodes 526 amino acids. Gene Ontology annotation, molecular function: lipid binding.
GAACACAGUAAAUGUCAAACAAUUAGAUACAUUGCAGUCAUGCAUGGGCGUUAACGAGGAGAGGCUUUUCUUUUCUUUUGUUCAUUCACCAUUUGAGGAAGAUGAAAUUGUUCAAAAAAGGUUGGGACUUUGUGGAGAAAGAGAAACGAAAUUAAAGAUUUUUUCCCUCCUCAUUUAAUGAGUUUUGGGUGUUUGAUCAAGUGUAGUACUACUGCCAGCAGCAACAGUGUUGAUAUUGGUGCAAGUAUACUUGUGGCUGAUAUUGUUCCGUACGGCAACAUGCUAAGUGGUGGUGAUGAUGCCAUCAUUGAGCUACCACAAUCUCUUCUCACCCAACAUAUUCCAUACCUUAUGCAGAACUCCCCUUCCCUAUCAGUCCCCUAUGUACUAAGCCGGGUUUGUUCUUUAACAAACAAGUUCUUGGGCUGGCCAACAUCUUCCUCGGAAAGUCCUAUUGCUUCCCAAGGCUUAAACUCCAAUUUGGAGCUUGCAAUGGGUAGAAAUGGUUUUGGUGGCUUGAACAAUGCAGGCACUUCAUUGCCAAUGGAAUUCAACUUCUGUGAUGGGGCUAUGUUGCCGUUGAUGAAAUCUAGGUCCCAUGAAAUGCCAUAUGACAGGUCAGCCAUUGUAGAUUUUGCUUUGGCGGCUUUGGAUGAAUUAAUUAAGUUGGCACAGAUGGACAAUCCUCUUUGGAUCAAAGACCUGGAUUGUGGGAUCGAAACAUUGAAUCUCAAAGAGUACAGUAGAACUUUCUCCUCUUGCAUUGGCAUGAAACCAAGUGGCUACACAACUGAGGCCACAAGGGAAACUGGCCUGGUUUCCUUGGGUGGCCUGGCUCUUGUUGAGGCAUUAAUAGAUGCGAAUCGUUGGGCAGAAAUGUUUCCAUGCUUGAUUUCUAGAGCAGCAACCAUCGAAGUUCUAUCCACUGGUACAGGUUUAGCCAGAGACAACGCAUUGCAAGUGAUGGAUGCUGAAUUUCAAGUUCUUUCUCCAUUGGUUCCUUCCCGUCUAGUGAGAUUCAUCCGGUUCUGCAAACAGCAUUCGGAGGGUGUGUGGGAUGUGAUUGAUAUUUCAAUCAAUACUACCCAAGAUGCUGCAAAUACGCAUACGUUUGUCAACUGCAGGAGGCUUCCUUCUAGCUGUGUCUUCCAGGAUCUGGACAAUAAGUACUCCAAAGUUACUUGGAUCGAACACUCGGAAUAUGAUGAAAGAGCAGUUCACCAUCUCUUAAGGCCAUUAUUCAGUUCUGGUUUAGGCUUUGGUGCACACAGGUGGAUUGGCACUCUCCAAAGGCAAUGUGACUGCUUGGCACUCCUGAUGUCCCCCGACAUCCCCGGGGAAGAUAACAUAGGAAUAACUCCAGCCGGGAGGAAAAGCAUGUUAAAGCUUGCACAGCGCAUGACAAAUAACUUCUGUGCCGGUGUUUGUGCUUCAAGCGUGUUUAAAUGGGAAACAUUUAAUGGUGGUAGCAUGGUUGAAGAUAUGAGAAUAAUGAGCUGGAAGAAUGUAAAUGAUCCUGGUGAACCUCAAGGGGUUCUGUUGUGUGCUGCUACUUCUGUUUGGAUGCCGGCAACACAGAAAAGGUUGUUUGAUUUCUUGAGGGAUGAACGGAUGCAGAUUCAGUGGGACAUUCUGUCCAACGGCGGGCUAAUGCAGGAGAUGGUCAAUAUUGCCAAGGGACCAGGUCAUGACAACUCGGUUUCUCUCCUUCGUGGCAGUGUAAGCAUUCACACCCUAGAUAAACUGCAUAUUUCUUAGAUUUUCUCAUCCAAUAUUUUUUCUAUUUCUUUUCAUGCUAUACCUCAGGCCAUUAACACAAAC